Molecule: messenger RNA, 2624 nt
Organism: Drosophila hydei
Lineage: Eukaryota; Metazoa; Arthropoda; Insecta; Diptera; Drosophilidae
Product: organic cation transporter protein
Exons: 7
Coding region: 536-2287 (583 amino acids)
Biological process (GO): transmembrane transport
Cellular component (GO): membrane
Molecular function (GO): transmembrane transporter activity
Source: RefSeq, a predicted model, not a curated record
GCCACAGUGCGUACGUCGGUUGCGCUGCCUGGUUCGUAGGGCACUUUGUGUAUGUGAAACGAAAUUCGACGGGCUUCAUUUACGUUACGCUGUCAUCGUCUAAACAACAAAGUUGUACGCGAACGCGCUAAAAUGCUGCUGGCUGCGCUAGCCGCCCUAACUGAACUACGUCGCCGCUUCGAUUCGAGUCCAUUGCCCAUGAAGUUGCUGCGUGCAUUGCCCUAAGCACGGAAGUGUGUUGUCCUGGCAACCCGGCGCCAGUCCCAUUGAGCUGAAUGCUGCUGCGGCGGAAAUCACAAACUAAACAAAUGUGAACUAAAUGCGUAGACAUUUAUUUUUUCGAUAAUAACACACACAUCGACACACACACACACAUACAACAGACACAAAUAAACGUACACACACAUACAUGCACAGACAGAACAAACUGUGAUACCCUAUAUUUGAAGCUGGCCAUUUGAAGCGAACGCAACAAGAUACCCCCUAGAGUACAAACCUCAAAUACAUCCAAUAGAAGAGCUCAGCAAAGGUCACAAUGGAUUUUGAUCAAAUUCUUGCCAAAUGCGGCGACUUCAAUCGCUAUCAGUUUAUGAUACUCGCACUCUUUGGCUUUAUCAACAUCAUCGUAUCGAUGCAUUAUUUCACACAAACUGUGAUUAGUUUCGUGCCGGAUCAUUGGUGCUAUCAUGAAAAGCUAGUUAACAUGACAUAUAAGGAAAUCGCCGACAUCUAUUCCAAAUUCGAGAGUCCUUCGUGCACUCGCCUCGCCGACAUCGACGGCGGCAAUGUCACUGUCAGCUCGGAGAAAUGCGAGAAAUGGAUAUACAACUAUGACUUUGGCUAUAGAAGCAUGAAUACCGAGCUGAACUGGGUCUGUGACUCAGCGUAUAAGGCGCGCAUCGGACAAUCGUUGUUCUUCAUUGGGUCUGUUGUCGGCACGCUGUUCUACGGCCUGUUGUCUGAUAAAAUUGGACGUGUGCCAGCAUUGAUAUUGUCGAAUUUCUGCGGCUUCGCUGGCGAUUUCUCUACCAUCUUCACCAAGAGCGUGGCCACAUUUACGCUCUGCCGUUUCAUAUCGGGUCUGGCGGCCGAUACCAACUUUUAUCUCAUGUAUAUCAUCGUUCUCGAAUAUAUACGGCCCAGCAUGCGCACAUUGGGUCUGAAUAUGGCUGUGGGUCUUUUCUACUGCCUGGGCCUGGUGUUUACGCCUUGGCUGGCUGUUUUGGCCGGGCACUGGCAGAUCUACUUGGCGUGCACAUCGCUGCCCAUACUGCUGGUGGUGCUAUACUAUUUUGUGGUGCAGGAGAGCGCUCAGUGGCUUGUGACGCGCAAUGACAUCGAUGGGGCCAUAGUGCGGCUAAAGCGCGUUGCCAGAUUCAAUGGCCGCCACGUGACACAGGCGGAAUUCGAUGAAUUUAGACGCCACUGUCAAAUGACCCGCGAGAUGCAGGGCGGCGAUGACAAGAAGCAUGCGACGCUGUUGGACAUGUUUAGGACGCCACGCAUGCGCAAGAACACGUUGAUUCUAUUCUUCAAAUCAAUGGUUAUUACAUUAUGCUACGAUGCCGUGUCGCGUAAUGUGGAAGGAAUGGGCAUCUCGCCCUUCAUAAUGUUUUCGCUAAGCGCUCUGGCGGUGCUACCCUCAAGUAUUUUGCUGGUCUUGCUGCAGGAUCGUAUUGGACGCAAAGGCAUGGCAUCGGGCUCGCUGCUGGUCGGUGGCUUGUUCACGGCUGCCGCUGGCAUCGCUAUUGCCUAUCAGCAACACAAUCACAAUGCCAUUCUGUUGGCCUGUUUGACAAUCGCAGCGCGUUUCGGCGUAGCCAUUUCGUAUGAGUCGGGAUCACAGUAUGCGACAGAACUGAUACCCACGUGUGUGCGCGGUCAGGGAGUGGCUGCGGUGCAUGUGGCCGGCUUUGCGGCUUCCUUCUUGGCGCCCUACAUCCUAUGGCUGGGCACGUUCUUUAAGGCAGCACCCUCGAUCAUAUUGGGCGUGCUCUUCUUUGCUGGCUCCUUUGUAUGCCUGCUUCUGCCAGAGACUCUCAAUCGGAGCCUGCCCACUACUAUUGAGGAGGGUGAGGUGUUUGGCAAGGGCGAACGCAUGUUCGACUUCCCCUGCCUACAUCAUCACGACGACGAUGACUCCGACUCUGAGAUGGAAAAGUACAAACGCAAGCAUUCGCUCAUCGAUGCCAAGCAGCAGGUAGAGUCCGGUCAAUAUAAUAAGCGCAAACAGUCGCUGAUCGAUGCCGAUCGCGAGGAGCAGGCCCUAAAGGAUGCAAAGCACUGAGCCAAUCCGUAAUGCCUAUGACUAGCUUGUAGUUUAGUUAAACAAUUUUCUAUUGGCCCAUUAGUAAGCACUACUUAACGCUAUCAAUCAAACAACUACAAUAACAAUAGUCCUAAGUAGACAGCUGAUCUAUGAAAUACUGUAUUUCAAUUGUAGCUUCUUCAACUUAACAGUGCCGCAGCUAUCAUAAAAGAAAAAAAGAGAAUACAAAUCUAAAGCAGUGCUUAGUUAGCUGUAUGAAUACCUCAUAAAUAACUAUUCAAAGAUUACUUAAAAACCACAAUCUGUGUGCUCAGUAUCAAGACAACAUUUUCGAUACAUAUUUCUUUCACAUACA